Messenger RNA from Colletotrichum truncatum, 2379 nucleotides. RefSeq lists its product as uncharacterized. NCBI's taxonomy places the organism in Eukaryota, Fungi, Ascomycota, Sordariomycetes, Glomerellales, Glomerellaceae. The record is from RefSeq and is a predicted model, not a curated record.
AUGCACCCAGGCUCUUCCGUUAACCAGCAACAAUUACCAGUGGACCAGCGCGGUCGCGAUGGUAGACACGGUAGUCUGAUGAAUGACCCGCCCGGCAGUACCGCCAAGAACAACUUUGAAAUGUCACCUGCGCCAUCCCAAAACUCUGAGGACAAUUCCACCAGGAGGAUCCAAGCCAAACAAGAGGUGGGAACAAGGUCACCGUCCGCGAUCUCAAUGGCAGGCAAUAACAUUGACACCAAUCAGAGUCGCGAGAAUACGACGACCUCGCGAUUUGCCGACUUUCAAUUCGACUUCAAUGAACCUCCUUCGGCGGCAAACGGCUUCAAUGGAAAACAUCAGGAGCCUCAAUUACCGCCACGGCCUAUUCGUCACCAUCGACAUAUCCUUAGCUACUGGCGAUGGGAGCUUUUGACCAUUGCUGUUGCAAUUUUCCUCCUAGGCGCAAUUAUCGCAUUGCUUGCCUAUUAUGACGGUCGCUAUCAGCCUGAGUGGCCGUUCGGCAUAAAUCUCAGUACAGCCAUCAACUUCCUCGCAACCGUCUUGCGCGCAGCUAUGCUUGCACUUUUGGCUGAGAUCAUAGGCCAGAUCAAAUGGACUUGGUUUACGGAGCGUACUCGGCCGCUGCACCAUCUGCAAGAUUUCGAAUCCGCAUCUCGAUCUGUGCUAGGCUCUAUUAAGCUGUUGGGAGUGGUCAUUUGGACCAGGGGCCUCACCAGUUCCGCACUGCUAGUGGUGGCUGCUUCUGUGGCUACAAUUGCAAGCUUGGCUGUCGGUCCGUUUGCUCAGCAAGCUGUCAAGACGGGUUCAUGCCCCUCGCUCCUAUCUACCGACAACGCGAGCAUACCAGUCGCGUACAGGGUCCCAGGAUCGACUUCGUACUACCGCCUCGGCGCUGGUCGAUGGGAUAUAGAGGUUGACAUGAAGGCUGCCAUGAUUCAGGCUCUCACUUUUCCUAGCGGGAAAGACAGCGCCGUCUCUUACCAUUGCCCUUCCGGCAACUGUACAUUUCCAGACCAAGGGACGGGUGUUACACAUGCUAGUAUUGGACUUUGCAGCAAGUGUCUCGAUACCACCGACUUUGUGUCCGGUCCUGAUGACGGAGGGAACCUGACACUACCCGACUCUGGAAGCUAUAUCAACUUUGGCGGCAACCAACCAUGGAUGUGGGUUGGUUAUAGUAAUCUCACAUGGGCAACGGAGAAGUUCUCACCCGAAUUCGCCGAGGCUGCUGCAUCAGCAAUCAGCAACUUCACCGUUCUCGCUGUGUCUACCAGCCCGUGCUCAGGUAACUUGACGGAGGGAACUCUUGUAUGUCCUCACAACGCCACACGACAGGGAACCAGCUAUGGCGGCGAAGCGGACUACAUAGCCGCAAGCUGCACGCUAUAUCCGUGUAUGAAGGAGUACUCUGGCCUGGUAAACGGAUCAAAGCUCAUCGAGAAGGUUGUGGCUGAAAAGCCAACCAAACUCAACACCAUUGAGACAACAGGGGGAUAUAUCUUUACCGGGGCUGAGAACUAUACUGCUAUACGCGAGCCUUGCUUGCUAGAUAACGGGACUUGGUACACAGAGAAGAAUAUGUCUCGCGCCCAGCAAGUACCGGGCAGAACUUGGGCCAACAUUACCUUGUCUGAUGGCUCUAAUGCCACUGUGCCUAAUGCCUGCCUAUACAAGAUGGGAGGCCAAUUUGCGUCCGCCAUGUCUUACUUUAUGUCCUACACUCUGUUCACCGGAGAGUGCAGAUAUGACAAUAUGCAGUCGGGUCGUAUCAACUGUGGCGAGAGCUGGUGGCUAAGCCCCUUAUGGAUCCAGAAGAACGCCACAUUUGGGACCGUUGAGACGGCUAUUAACGAUUUUGCUACUGCGGUGACGAACAAGCUGCGUUCGACUGGCAGCGGGCCCGAUGCUUUUCUUAAAGAUGCACAUGCGCUCGGUGUUGUCUACGAGAGUAGCAUGUGUAUAUACUUUGACAAGCAGUGGAUCGCUUUUCCAGUGCUUCUGACCUUCAUCUGUUGCGCCAUCCUGGUGUGGAUACUGCUCAAGAACUAUCACGAGCCGGAGCAGCCUGUAUGGAAGGGAAGCGUAUUGCCACUGAUGUUUUUCGGCCUACAGCAGCCUGGAAACCAGGGGAUGAGAGCGGAGAUGACAAUGGAUGUUACCCAGGGCCGCAGACCGCAUCCAGAGCUAAACAAUCUCGAGAACGAGGCAAGUCGGAUGUGGGUACGCUUCUCUGGGGGUUCCGAUCCGUGUUUUACGGAUCUUGGGACAGCUCAAAAGGGCUCUAAAGGCGACCCAAAACAUAGACAAGGCAACCUUGAAGAACAAAACCAGGGUAAUCAACCAUCGAUACGGUUGGACAGAGGAAACAUAAGAUGA